Phyllopteryx taeniolatus (common seadragon) is the source of this 1346-nucleotide messenger RNA. It is a transcript of the gene dhfr, whose product is annotated as dihydrofolate reductase. Gene Ontology annotation, molecular function: NADP binding; dihydrofolate reductase activity. Gene Ontology annotation, biological process: tetrahydrofolate biosynthetic process; dihydrofolate metabolic process; folic acid metabolic process. Gene Ontology annotation, cellular component: mitochondrion. Bases 854 to 1324 code for a protein of 156 amino acids. The record is from RefSeq and is a predicted model, not a curated record. NCBI's taxonomy places the organism in Eukaryota, Metazoa, Chordata, Actinopteri, Syngnathiformes, Syngnathidae. The transcript is spliced from 6 exons.
CUCAGCGUCUCACCUGCCAUCUGCCAGUGGAUUUACAGCUUCCUGACGGGCAGGACACAGCAGGUGAGACUGGGGGAGGCCACGUCAUCCACACGAAGCAUCAGCACUGGGCCGCCCCAAGGUUGUGUCCUCUCUCCGCUGCUCUUCUCUCUCUACACGAACGACUGCACGUCAGCGCACCUGGCUGUCAAACUCCUGAAGUUUGCAGAUGACACCACUGUGAUCGGCCUUAUCACGGGCGGUGACGAGUCUGCAUAUCGACAGGAAGUGGAGUGGCUGGAGCUGUGGUGCGGCCGACGCUCAAGACUGUAGAGAUGAUCGUGGACUUCAGAGGCAUCCUUCGCCACAGCUGCCCCUCAUGUUGUCCAGCUGCCUUGUGUCAACCGUCGAGACCUUCAAGUUCCUGGGAAUUACAGUCUCUCAGGACCUGAAGUGGGCGACCAACAUCAACUCAGUCCUCAAAAAGGCCCAGCAGAGGAUGUACUUCCUGCGGCUUCUGAGAAAGCACGGCCUGCCAGAGGAGCUGCUGAGGCAGUUCUACACAGCGGUCAUUGAAUCAGUCCUGUGUUCUUCCAUCACAGUCUGGUUUGGUGCUGCUACAAAAAAGGAAAUCAGUCCUGUGUUCUUCCAUCACAGUCUGGUUUGGUGCUGCGACAAAAAAGGACAAACUCCGACUGCAACGGACAAUCAAAACUGCUGAAAGGAUUGUCGGUACCCCCCUACCCACCCUUGAGGACUUGCACGCUGCCAGAACUAAGACAAGAGCGUGCAAAAUCCUCUCGGACCCUCCACAUCCCGGUCACCAGCUCUUCCAGCUCCUUCUCUCAGGGAUGAAUUCAAGUAUUUCCAGAAGAUGACAGCCACGGCGUCUGUAGAAGGUAAACAGAAUGUGGUGGUCAUGGGCAAGAAGACAUGGUUUUCCAUCCCAGAAAAAAACAGACCUUUAAACAAUAGGAUCAACAUCGUCCUCAGUCGACAAAUGAAAGUUCCCCCUGCUGGCGCCCACCAUCUGGCUCCUGAUUUUUGCUCAGCUCUCAAGCUGAUUGACACAGAGCUGUCAGAACAGGCUGAUCAAGUCUGGGUUAUAGGCGGUAGCUCACUCUACAAGGAGUUGAUGCAGAGCCAAGGGACCCGAAGGUUAUUUGUCACGCAAGUUCUGGAACAGUUUCAAUGCGACACAUUUUUCCCUGAAUUUUGCCCAGACGAGUACCAUCUGCUGCCUGGGUUCCCAGGAGUGCCACAGGGCCUGCAAGAGGAAAAUGGUAUCCAGUACAGAUUUGAAGUUUAUGAGAGCGUCGUACAUUGUCCAUUGUACAGUAAAUAAACAACAGAAAAAUUGAAAAUAC